Euleptes europaea (tarantolino) is the source of this 5379-nucleotide messenger RNA. It is a transcript of the gene COL27A1, whose product is annotated as collagen type XXVII alpha 1 chain. Gene Ontology annotation, molecular function: extracellular matrix structural constituent. The transcript is spliced from 60 exons. NCBI's taxonomy places the organism in Eukaryota, Metazoa, Chordata, Lepidosauria, Squamata, Sphaerodactylidae. The record is from RefSeq and is a predicted model, not a curated record. Bases 41 to 5263 code for a protein of 1740 amino acids.
GCUUUCUGAUGGACCCCGGCGAAACCAUGCAGUGAACGUGAUGAAGCCGGAAUUGGGACCGCUCCCCAGACUCAACGCGGUGGUCUCCAGCAGAGGGGUGCCCCCUUUUCUCUGGUCUGUUUUCUAUUUUACCUGUUUCUUAGGCUUCACCCAGGCAAGUUCAGAAGAUGUGGACGUUCUUCAAAGAUUGGGCCUGGUGGGGCCAAAGCCAUUGGGUGCGGGGUCAUCUUCUCGCCCUGUUCCUCAGGGUGUCAUCCCAUUCAAGUCGGGGGUCAUCUUCACCCAAAGAGCACGUAUCGAAGUGCCUGUUGGCAGAAUUAUUCCUGCCACCUUUGGUACGGACUUGGCUCUAGUGUUGAGUUUGUGCUCUCAUCGAGUCAACAGCGCUUUUUUGUUCACCAUCAAGAGCAGAAAGAAGAAAUUACAGCUGGGUGUGCAGUUCAUUCCAGGGAAGAUCAUAGUUUAUGUAGGCCACAAGCACUCCGUAUAUUUUGAUUACAAUGUUCAUGAUGGUCAAUGGCACAAUCUGGCCAUCGACAUCCGAGGCCAGGUGGUCACUCUGUUUACCUCUUGUGGGAAGCAAAGAGUACAUGCGGAUUUGCAUCUUAAAAAAGAUGAGUUGUUGGACCCGGAAGGGUCUUUCCUUUUAGGCAAACUGAAUCAACACUCAGUACAGUUUGAAGGUGCCCUUUGCCAGUUUGAUAUUUAUCCUUCCGCCAAGGCAGCUCAUAAUUACUGUAAGUUUCUGAAAAAACAAUGCAGGCAAGCGGAUACUUACCGGCCGAUUCUUCCACCUCUUGUCCCACUUCUGCCCAAAGACCUAAGAACUUCUGAAAGGACCCCACCACAAUCAGACCUUUCCCUUCUGGGCUUGAAGAAUCUGACCACUGUGAUUCCCCCAUUAUCACUCUUCAAGGCCACCACUCCUCAGAGGAACAGCAGAUUGGUUGCAGCAUCCACCACCAUUGUACCAUCUAAACCACCAGCUCUGCCACCAACCAGCAAAGCUGCAAAGAGCAUUGUGGCCUCACCUCCCGUCCUGCCAAACACUGAAGUUCAGCUGCCUGCCCAAACUCUCCAUCGGACUACCACAGUAGGCCUUCAGGCUUUCACAGUAGCUCAUCGGACUGCCACCGUAGCUCUUGGAGCAUCUCGCUCUACUUCCAGUGCAAGCUUGGAGAAGCCUCGUCUGCCCACCACCAAAAAUGUUCCUUCUGCCUUCCCCAGCUCAACCACAAGUUCCACUGCGGUCAUUGACAAGAAGGAGUUGGAGAAAAAGACCAAAAAGAUGAUCAACCAAAGCCAAACUAUCAAGCCUUUCCAAAUGGCUAGCACCGCAAAGCCUGUGAUGAAAAAGGCUGAAAACACAUCCAGGAGUCUUCCAGUGACCAUAAAACACAAGCUGGAGAACACAACCAAGGAUCCUAUACCAAAGAAGUUAUUAUCUUUGCCAGCACUGAAAAAAGCAGAUUCUACCAUAAUUGCUGUUCCAUAUAUCAAGCCAACUCUUGGAGCUUAUCCUGUCAUCAGAAUGAAUGUGCAAAGCAUCAACUUAACAACUCCGGCUGCUACUGACGGGUAUCAGCUGUUUGAUCCCAUUGGGCCUACUCUCUUUCCAUUCGUUAUGGGGCUUCCUGGACCUAAAGGUGACCGAGGUCCUCCGGGCCCUGCAGGUCUGCCUGGGUUACCUGGACCACCUGGCAAGAGAGGCCCACGGGGACCUCCUGGCCCUCAUGGGAAUCCUGGCCGGCCUGGUCCACCUGGCCUUAAGGGCCAGAAAGGAGAUCCUGGAUGGUCCCCUGGAAAAGCGCGGAAUGGUCCAAAGGGAGAUGUUGGAUUAGCUGGAUUGACUGGUCUUCCUGGACCACCUGGUAGAAAGGGACAGAAAGGCUACCCAGGCCCACCAGGUCAUCCUGGAGACCAGGGUGAACGAGGACCCGAUGGGAACCCAGGUGCCAAAGGUUAUCCUGGCAGGCAGGGUUUACCUGGACCUAUAGGGGAGCCUGGUCCAAAAGGCAGCCGGGGGUACAUUGGUCCACCAGGAUUGUUUGGGUUGCCAGGUGCUGAUGGAGAACGAGGGAUCCCCGGAGUUCCUGGGAAGAGGGGCAAGAUGGGUAGGCCGGGCUUCCCUGGUGAUUUUGGGGAACGAGGACCACCAGGCAUCGAUGGCAACCCGGGAGACGUGGGAGCCCUGGGCCCUCCUGGAGUUCAUGGACUCAUUGGUGAUAUGGGUGCUGUUGGACCAAUAGGCUUUCCAGGACCGAAAGGAUUAAAGGGGCUGAUGGGAAAUCCCGGAGAGCAUGGACUGAAAGGUGAUAAGGGUGAUCAGGGAGUGCCUGGUGUUCCAGGGGAUGUCGGAUUCCAAGGUGACAAGGGUAGUCAAGGUUUGCCCGGGACGCCAGGAGCCCGCGGAAAGCCAGGCCCUCCUGGGAAGGUUGGCGACAAAGGUCCAGUUGGAAUUCCAGGACCACCUGGCCCUGAGGGCUUCCCAGGCGACAUUGGCCCACCAGGACAAAACGGACCUGAAGGCAUUAAGGGGAAGCCUGGCGCACGGGGAUUACCUGGCCCAAGGGGACAAGUUGGCCAAGAGGGUGAUGAAGGGCCUGUAGGACCACCUGGAAUUCCAGGGCUGGAGGGUCCACUUGGCAGGAAGGGCUUUCCAGGAAAACCGGGUCCUGAUGGCUUAAAGGGUGAACCAGGGAAUCCAGGCCGGCCAGGAAAAGUUGGUGAGCAGGGUCUGAUGGGCUUCAUUGGUCCGGUAGGGGAACCCGGAAUAAUCGGGGAGAAGGGAGAUAGGGGUACUGUCGGACCGCCAGGACCACCAGGCGUCAAGGGGUCGAUGGGUCAUCCUGGGAUACCAGGAGGAGUCGGGGCCCCGGGACCUCCUGGGCCACCAGGCCCAGCUGGAGUUCGUGGUUCUCAAGGCAUGCGAGGCCCAAAAGGUCGUCGGGCCGGGGGGCUCAUCGGCAAGGUUUUUCCAUACAGGGGUGCCCGAGGCCCAGACGGACCAGUAGGCGAGCUGGGGUCCCAAGGUGCCAAGGGCCAAACAGGGCACCCGGGCAAGUCGGGACCAGAUGGGCAGCAGGGGCCUCAGGGAGCUCGAGGUCCAGCCGGGCCUCUGGGAGAAAUUGGACAUAAGGGACCUCCUGGCUCUGCAGGGCAACGUGGCCUUCCAGGUGAACCAGGGAUGAAGGGUGAUCUUGGACCACUCGGGGUCCCUGGAGAACAAGGCCUCAUUGGUCAAAGGGGGGAGCCAGGCCUGGAAGGUGACAGCGGCCCACUUGGACCAGAUGGACUUAAGGGAGACAAAGGAGAACCAGGACCAGAAGGGGAAAACGGAGAGAAGGGUCAAGAAGGCAUUAAAGGAAAAGAAGGACCUCUCGGAUAUCCCGGAGCCUCAGGUGUCCGAGGACCAGAAGGAAAACCAGGCCAGCAAGGGGAAAAGGGCAAGAUUGGCCCAAAGGGCAGCAAAGGCCAUCAGGGGCAACUUGGAGAAACUGGCCCGCCUGGGAAGAUGGGACCAAUGGGGACUCAAGGCCCGAAAGGAUCCAGAGGUACCCUGGGAGCUAUGGGUGCCCCAGGCAGAAUGGGUGUCCAAGGGGAGCCUGGUUUAAAGGGCUAUCAGGGCCAUGCAGGAUCCCCUGGCCCAAUCGGACCACCUGGAUCAAAAGGUGAAAAGGGAGAACAGGGCGAUGAUGGGAAGACAGAGGGGCCUCCUGGACCACCUGGAGACAGAGGUCCAGCUGGCGACAGAGGUGAUCGUGGGGAGCCGGGAGACCCUGGUUAUCCUGGCCAAGAAGGUCUCGAUGGAGAAAGAGGAAAGCCUGGACAGCAAGGGUUACCUGGACACCCAGGACCACCAGGCCGACCAGGGCCAAAAGGAGCCAAAGGCCAGCAGGGUCAGAAAGGAAAGCCAGGGCUGCGGGGCACCUCGGGCAGCAGAGGCUCACCGGGUCUCGUUGGGUUACCGGGUCCCAGAGGAGUGGUUGGAAGGCAAGGUCAAGAGGGUGCCCCUGGCAUUGACGGGAUGCCUGGGAAAGAUGGCAGCGCUGGGCUGAAGGGAGAACAAGGCGACGACGGGGAAGAAGGCACGCCAGGAAUGUCUGGGAAAAGAGGGACUCCGGGUGUGCUUGGUCUCCCGGGAGCUCAGGGCCCCCCAGGAUUCAAGGGAGAAAGUGGAUUACCUGGGCAAGCAGGCCUGUUGGGGAAGCGAGGACCACCAGGUGGAAUGGGGCUCCCCGGAAACCCCGGAGAGCCAGGCCCAAAGGGGCAGCCGGGAGACUUUGGUGAAUCAGGAUUUCCAGGGAUCGCGGGACUGUUUGGGCCAAAGGGACCCCCUGGUGAUCUCGGGUUCAAGGGAAUCCAAGGCCCGAAAGGUCCACAAGGACUCAUGGGGAAGGAAGGUGUUAUUGGACCACUUGGAAUUCUGGGUCCAACAGGAAGCCCUGGCCCCAAAGGAGACAAAGGCAGUCGUGGCGAAACGGGAUUGCAAGGCCCAAAGGGUCCCCCAGGCCCUCGAGGACCCCCCGGACCGCCGGGUCUGCCAGGAAUCCCGGAUACAUUUCAACAAGAUAGCUUUGGUGCAGCUUUCCAAGCAGCGAUGAACACCGGCACUGCAUUCAAGACUGAGGGCUAUCAAUAUCCAGACCUUCCAAUGCUGGACCAAGGAGGGGAGAUCUUUAAGACUCUGCACUACCUCAGCACCCUCAUCCAGAGCAUCAAGAGACCCCUUGGAACAAAGGGCAACCCUGCCCGCAUCUGUAGAGACCUCAUGAACUGUGAACAGAAGAUGCAAGAUGGCCCCUACUGGAUUGACCCAAAUCUUGGCUGUUCCUCAGAUAGCAUUCAGGUCACCUGCAACUUCACCCAAGGAGGACAGACCUGUGUCAGCCCCAUCACUGCCUCAAAGCUGGAUUUUGACAUUGGAAGAGUACAAAUGAAUUUCCUUCACCUCCUGAGCUCCGAGGUCGUUCAGAACAUCACCUUCCACUGCCUCAACACUCCCGUGUGGCAGGAAGAGCCCUCGGAGAAAGGGGUGCAGUUUAAGGCCUGGAACGGGCAGAUGUUUGAAGCAGGAGGGCAGCUGAGACCCGACGUGGUGGCAAACAAUUGCAAGAUUCAAGAUGGACAGUGGCAUCAGACUCUUUUAAUGUUCCGGACACAAGACCUCCACCAGCUACCAAUCACCAAUAUCUACAACCUUCCACCAUCCGAGCCAGGGAAACAGUAUCUCCUUGAAGUCGGGCCAGUGUGUUUCCUCUAAGCGGCGGCCUCUGCAUUGCUUCAAACUUUGGACUUCUUUCCUUUUGGGGAUGCUGCAUCUUUGAGCAGGGCUCAUUCCCCCACCCACACCUUUACAAGAUUCAGGCCUGGGCCUAC